AGACAACCUGCUUAACCAGGCUCAUAACCCAGUUAGUUACCGAGUUCAUAACCAGGUUAUCCGUCUGUUGGCAGAAGGACAGGCUGAUGCUAACAUGCUAACAGAUCAGCUGGUGGUCGAUCGGACCAGACAGCUAGGUUAGCUUAGCUCACAGUUAGCUUGGUUCAGCUUAGUUAAGCUUGUAGCCACGGUUAGCUGGUUUUAAUGUAGUUUGUCUGAGGAGCCUCAGUUAGAUCCACGCUACCUGUCAUACACCCGUGAGGCUAAACGAGCUGACACAGGACUGGCGUUAGCAGACCGCCUAGCUGACCUGGACUGACAGCCGACAAAACACAGCAGGAACGGCAAAUAAUUCAUGGCGUCAUCAUUUUUAUUUGACCCGUGAAGGAACGUAUCUGUGACAGCGCUGAUUCCAGGUCCCACCGGUUCACUAGCCGGCUAGAUGCUAACGUUAGCCUGUGGGCCUGUGCUGAGUGCAGUUGUCAGGUAAAGUGAGAGCGGGACACUGACAGGUGAGCAGGAGGAGCGUGCAGGCAGGUGACAGAUCAGAGAGAUGACCACUUUGUAAGAUGCUGCUUCAUUCAAAGUGAAUGUCUGUACUGUGGGGGAGCUUCACUGGGCUGAGCCUUGAAGCCGAGCCAGUGGAUCUGACUAAUUGUUGGUGUUUGCCACUGGGUCUCCUUUCCUGUCUUAUUUGUGUCGACGGCCUUCCUGUCCCGUCUCGUUGGUGUCAGACUUUAAACUGUCAAUAGACACGUUUUUUUACUGUAACGUAUUGUUAUGACAUAAAUGUUGAUUGCACAGUGUAUGCCGUUCGAUGGCCACCAGUGAUUCAGUCCGCAGAGUUUCUGACAACAAGCAGAGACAACAGUAAUAUGACUCAGAAAGACUUACUUUAGUAUUACUAUGUCCUCCACUUUGUGGCUGAAGCUUUAAGUAGCUAAAUAGGACCAGAACCACCUGCAGGGCUCUGGUCCUCGGUUGUGUUGUUGAGGAGAAACGUGAUUGUGGAUCAGCUCUGCUCUCACCUGAGCUGCUCCAGUCUUUGGCUGUCACAGCAGUCUUCAGUGUUGAUAGGCUGUUACAGGUGACGUCGAACCAAUCAGACAGCACUGUGGGUGGGACGGUGAGCGAGCCUACAGAGUAUGGGCAGUGUCCACCGCAGGAGACUGCCUGUCCAUGUGAGAUAUGUUCUCACCUGGAAACACUGUUUGGUUCAGGAUUAAUGUGCUGUUGCCAUCAGGUGGCCUGGCUGUAGGACUAUGCUGUAUUUGUCCACUGGGAGGCGCAUCCUGAGCCGAGCUCCACGCCUUCCUCCCUGCCUCCCCUGCUCCACCACUCAGUGUGUCGCCAUGUACGCCACCCGCCUCUACAGCACUGCGGGAGGAGGAGGAGGAGGUGGUGGGGGAGGAGGGGGAGGUGGAGGAGGUGGAGUCAAACAGGGGCGAAGAACGGCACUGGCUAUGCUUGAGGCACCUCACCCCCACCUCCCGCACCACCCACACCCGGCCCAGCCUCCACCUGCCUACCCGCUGUACCAGGGCCGCCCUGAUGCCCACCGAGGAGCACACUUCCACCACUACCACCCCCAUCCCCAGCCCCAUCCUCACCCACACUCACACCCACACCCACACCCACACCCACAGCCCUCUCACCUGGCCCCACCCCCGCUGCCACCCCACUACCAGCACCACACCCACUUCCAUGCGUACGGAGGCGGGGCUGCGGCCGGAGGGGCAGCCAAUGCUGCUGGCAGCAAAAAGAAGACGUGGAACUUCAUCCAUGAGAAGAUGAGCUACGACACGUUCUUCACCAUGAAGCGUCUGAUCGAGCGCUCGCGCCGUCCUGAUGAGGUGCUGCGUUGGGUCACCCAGAAUCCUGCGAAAAUCUCCCACAACCACUACCCUGUCGCCCUGCAGAAGAUAGGACAGCUGCUGCAGGCCACGCCGCCGCCGCGAGGCGGAGGGGACGACGACGCCGAGUCUGGAGGCGGAGGAGCAGAGGGGAGUGAUGGACGCCAGAUCCUGGAGCAUCAGGACUUUCAGACGCUUUGUAACGCCAUCGUCAGCGAUUGCUCCAAGUUUGACAACUUCAGCAUCGUCAACUGCCUUUAUGCUGUGGCAGCACUUGGUCUUCCCAGUGACUCUCAGGUGGUCCAGGUGUUGGAGGCGGAGUCUCAGGUCAGACUGAACCAGUUUAACCAGAAGGAUGUGUCCAUGGUGUUCAGCUCCAGUAUGAAACUCCACCCUGGCAGUCAGCACCCUCUGACUGAAGCCUGCCUGGCCGGCCUGGAGAAGAACCUGGAGCGAGAGCGCCACCCACAGACACUCUUCCUGCUGCUCUCGUACUACAGACUCAAGUGGCGGUCACUGCAGUCACAGGAAGCUGCUGCAGGGGGCGCCAGCACUGCCACCACAAACAGUAACAGCACGGUGUCAAACCCUGAACAGCUGCUGGCCAACAGGAAGAUCUUGCGUCUGGUCAAACACACCCUGGCAAGUGUCAGUGGUGUUCGUGACCAAGAGAUGGCGCUGUUGGAUGAGAUGCUGGCAGCGAGCGCUCGAGAAGCGAGCAACAAGAGUCUGGAGCUGAUCUUCAGCUCUCACCUUUUCUACCAGAACAGACAGGAGAGGUUUAUCAGCAGCCUGGCAGAGGAGCUGCCGAAGAAGGUGGACAGCAUCACUCCGUACACGAUGGCUCUGAUUGCCAAAUACAUCGCUCGACAUCGUCUGAGAGAGACUCGGCUGCUCGACACCAUCGCAGACUUCCUGGUGAAGAAGGCCGAGUACCUGGACAGUAAGGUGAUCCAGAAGCUGGUUUUCCCGUUCAGCAGGAUGAGUUACCGUCCGUCCAAUGAGCAGCAGUUCUUCUCUCGGCUGGAAGAGGUGGUGGAGCUGAAGGCACUCAGCUCGCCGCUCGCCACCGUCAACAUCCUCAUGUCCCUGUUCCAGCUGGGACAUUUCCCUGGCCUGGUGCUGCACCGAGUAUUCUCCUCUGCGUUCAUCAGCAACGUCACCAACAGUCCGUACGCUCUGAUCGUCCGCCGCUACCUGUCUCUGCUGGAUGCUGCCGUGGAGCUCGAGUACCGUGACUACACCGGUCCACGCCUGCAGGACACUCACAAGGUCCUGAUGUUUGACCACGCUCUGACUGCUGACGAGGUCAACCGCAAGUACAGUUAUAAAGGCCUUGUGGCUGAGGCUUUGCGCCAGCUGGUUGGAGAACAGAACUACAAACAGGAUGAAGUUCUACCCCCAGGAUACUAUACAGACUUUGUGCUGUGGAUGGACAGCUCUGGUCGGGUUUUGCCCAUCAGGACCGGGGCCAGCUUGGCACUCAGCAUUGUUCCUUCGUCCUGCGUGACAUCCAAGCCAGCUGAUGGUUCUGUUGCCGUGGUGACUUCAGAGUUCCAGAAGUUCUCGCCAUUCACGGCGCUGGAGGAGGGCGCAGAACAGCCAUGUCAGGGGGGUGAGGCGAUGGGCGGGUCCAUGGAAACCAGGUCCUUCCUGCCCCACCACAUCCGCAGCACAGCAGGAGCCACAGCAGCACCAGGGACCCUGCGGCCCGGUACUAACGGGGGCCCCUUGAACUAUGGCCCCUACUAUGUUCCUGCAGCGGAGUACUACUCCAGUUUGGCAAAGGAGCACUCUCUGGAGAGUCAGGAUAGUUCCACACUCAGCAGCCCCCCCUCUGACGGCCUGGCACAGCCAGGGGCCAAAGGACCUGCAGGGGCCACGGCCCCAGACUCACUCUUCCAGUUUUCCAUUCGGAAGAUCCUGGAGGACGAGGGAGGUACAGGUGGCCAGGGGACGGACUGUGAGCUCCCGGGAUUCUACGAGGAUGUGACAUAUUCUGAGGGGUCGGGGGCUGACAGAGAGCCCCCAUCACCGCCUCAGCUCCAUCCCCCCAACAGACCCGAAGCCGACAGCCCCCCAACAGACCAGAGGCAGAUCAGGAGGGUCAUCAUGUCCGUCAAUGACAAGUGGCAUUACUGCCACAACUGUGAGGUUCUGGUCGGUUCACGGGCCAUGAGGGACCGACACCUGAGGCUGCUGGGAUACAUCAUCCUGCAGCUGCCGUAUCACGAGCUGGAGAAGCUGAACGGCAUCGAGGAGGUGAAGCAGUACCUGCACAAGAAGCUGCUGGACGUCCCGCUAUGACGCUCUGUGUGUGUGUGUGUGUGUGUGUGUGAGUGAGUGUGUGAGAUGUCACGGCUGCGGGAUGUUGUUGGACUCCUUUCUGGGGUUGACUCGGGGUCUGACUGAUCAGUCAGUGGGACAGGAAGCAGCAAAGCAACGUCCUCACAUUCUUCAGUCAGAUUACGGCUGCAGCUGACACUCAUUUUAUUCAUCUGCUGUAAUCACGUCCUUAUUAAUCAGUUAGUCGACAGCAGCUCUUCUCUGAACACGUCACUUUGACAGAUUUUAACAUUUUUAUAAACCAAAUGAGUGACCAGUAAAUGAAGAAGAUGAAUAAAUAAUGACGCUCAUGUGUAGCUGCAGCUGUACGUGUGAUGGUGUUGUCCGCUCUGUGUGGCUUUUUAAAGGACCCUCCUGCUGAUUUCAGGCCAUUUUGUGCGGAGCCGAACGCACCACAGAGGCUGUAGAGUCCAAACGGCCCAGGCAGAACCCCACCGCUCACCAACAAAACUCUAUUCGGCUCUAAGUGUCUUUAAAAACCAGGUUUGACUUAUUCGGUUGUAGUUUUCUGUCCCUUCGUGAUGUCUGAUUCUGCUGGUUUGCUCUGUUGGUACGCUGAGGUCCUGCAGCAGGCACUUUGUGGUCCAAAACUAAAACCAUAAAGACAAAGUCACUAAAUAUGUACUUUAUGGAUUUAAAAGUUUUCCAUGUGUGUCCUUGAAUGCACCAUAAGGGCUCCUCUCACCUGCUCAGGUGUGACGGUAGUUUAUUUUGGAACACGGUCAGCUGAAAAGUGUAAAAACAUCCUUAAACGUGUCGCUGCGCUCACUGUAAGCAGGCUGUGAUAUUAUUGGUUGAAGUGUGUGGACGAACGGGCAUCUUUUUUUUUUCUUUUUGGUAGGGGGAAGGGAGCUUUUUAUAAAGUUUGGUAACCACGGUAAUGAUAAUGAUGCACAUGUGGGACUGUUUUCUAAAGCCAGAUGAUGGAGGUGGCAGGUUUCCUGUGGUGGGAGCAGGGGCUGGUGGGUAAAGCAAACGGCUGUACGGUGGGGGGGUCAGGGCGGGGAGAGGAGGGAUUGUUGCCACGGCAACAUGGUGUGUGUGCCAAAAGGAGGGCGAGCCACCCUCAGUAUGAUGUGUGUGAUUUAAUGUCAGGGUCAAAGGUCAGAUUAUUUAUUUGUGUAUCAGGUGACGGCAGCAUGAUGUUCAAGGAAGGACAGAACCUUGUUUAUAUUCUAUAAAUCUAUGAAUUCAAAAGUCUAUAAAACCUGAAACCAAA
This is a messenger RNA of Scatophagus argus, 5418 nucleotides long. It is a transcript of the gene fastk, whose product is annotated as Fas-activated serine/threonine kinase. The coding region runs from base 1263 to 4160 and encodes 965 amino acids. Lineage: Eukaryota; Metazoa; Chordata; Actinopteri; Scatophagidae. Gene Ontology annotation, molecular function: RNA binding. The transcript has 11 exons. Gene Ontology annotation, biological process: mitochondrial RNA processing; regulation of mitochondrial mRNA stability. The record is from RefSeq and is a predicted model, not a curated record. Gene Ontology annotation, cellular component: mitochondrial matrix; ribonucleoprotein granule.